Colossoma macropomum (tambaqui) is the source of this 2833-nucleotide messenger RNA. It is a transcript of the gene maco1b, whose product is annotated as macoilin 1b. Gene Ontology annotation, cellular component: rough endoplasmic reticulum membrane. The transcript is spliced from 11 exons. The record is from RefSeq and is a predicted model, not a curated record. NCBI's taxonomy places the organism in Eukaryota, Metazoa, Chordata, Actinopteri, Characiformes, Serrasalmidae. Gene Ontology annotation, biological process: neuronal signal transduction. The coding region runs from base 565 to 2658 and encodes 697 amino acids.
CAUCUCAUUGGUCAGCGAGCUCUACCUGAUGCGCCUACAAGGGACGUGAUUGGUCAAGAACAGCGUCGCUCAAACAAAAAGGCCGUCUUUACGGUUGUCAGUCGCCCUAUAUAGCUUUUUCUCUUUGAAGCCGUGACAAAACAACGCUUUAUUGCCUGUAGCUAGCCGAUGUAGCUGACUGGCUAUUGAUCAGUCAAUGUGAUCGCCUCUGAGAAACGUUGGUUGUGGCCAGUUUUUUGGUCUUGGCAAACCUGGUGUGGGUGAAAACGUGUCUUUGAGCUUCUGUCCUGCGUCGAGAAGGGAGGGAGGGGGGAGAGAAAGAGAGGGAGAGGGAGCGAGAGAGGAGAGGAGGGUCUUCCAUCGAGUCUUUUUAUUUAUUUCUUUGUUUCCAGUUGGGGGGGAGAGAAAAAAUAAUAAUAACAACGAUAGCUAGCUACCCAGCUAGCUGUAUCCUUUAGGGAACUUCCAAUGUCGCCCCGCUCAGCCUGGACGGAGAAGAAGUGGACGCUGUUGCGGUAGUAGGCUGUUGAGAGAAGCCGAAGCGAAGAGGGCAAAAACAGGAGGAUGAAGCGGCGCAAUGCGGACUGCAGCAAACUCCGACGGCCGUUGAAACGGAACCGAAUCGCCGAGGGUAUCUACGGCAGUACCUUCCUGUACCUGAAGUUCCUGGUGGUGUGGGCGCUGGUGCUGCUGGCCGACUUUGUGUUGGAGUUCAGGUUUGAGUACCUCUGGCCCUUCUGGCUGUUCAUCAGGAGCGUAUAUGACUCCUUCAGAUACCAGGGCCUGGCUUUCUCAGUGUUCUUUGUGUGUGUGGCGUUUACAUCAGAUAUCAUAUGCCUGCUCUUCAUCCCUGUGCAGUGGCUGUUCUUUGCUGCCAGCACAUAUGUGUGGGUGCAGUAUGUCUGGCACACAGAAAGGGGGGUCUGUCUCCCCACCGUGUCGCUAUGGAUACUCUUUGUUUAUAUUGAGGCAGCUAUAAGAUUCAAAGAUCUGAAAGACUUCCAUGUGGAUCUGUGUCGUCCCUUCGCAGCACACUGUAUUGGGUACCCAGUGGUGACGCUGGGCUUUGGCUUCAAAAGCUAUGUGAGCUAUAAGAUGCGCCUGCGGAAGCAGAAGGAGGUGCAGAAGGAGAACGAGUUCUACAUGCAGCUCCUCCAGCAGGCCCUGCCACCAGAACAACAGAUGCUGCAGAAACAGGAGAGAGAGGCAGAGGAAGCUGCUGCAGCCAAAGGCAUCCACGACACUGACUCCCCUCCGGUAGCCCAGAACGGCUCAGCCGGCGGUAAGAAACCCGCGUCCAAUUCGUUACCGGAGCUGGAGUACCGAGAGAAAGAGCGAGGCAAGGGCGAGGGCCGGGAGUCCAAGAAACAACACAACCAGAACCAGAACCAUCACAGCAGCAGCAGCAGCAUCCUGCCUGUUGUGGACUAUAAAGCACAGGAGCUGGAGUACAUGGAGAAUCACGUGAGCAGUAAGAGACUGAGCAGCUCCGAGCUGCUGGGCAGCACAGAGAAUCUGCUCCUGAAAGAGGACAACUCUUCAUCCUCAUGCUCAUCAUCCUCUUCUAACUCCACCUCCUCAAAAAAUUACAAAAACGCCAGUGGGGGAGGCGGAGCUGGGGGAAACUCAUCGCCCCGCGGACACGGGACCGCCAACGGCAGCGUGCCCUCCUCCUCCAGUGGGCCGUCAUCAUCCUCUUCCUCAGGCAAGGGGGAGAAGAAGCAGAAGUGUGGGGGGAAAGGAGCAGGGUCACAUCGAGAUCCUGUGGAGAACUGCAUCCCCAAUAACCAGCUCAGCAAGCCUGAGGCGCUGGUCAGGCUGGAGCAGGACGUAAAGAAGCUGAAGGCGGACCUGCAGGCGAGCAGACAGACAGAGCAGGACUUGCGCAGCCAGCUGGGCUCCCUGGGCAGCUCCGAGCGCAGCGUACGCUCUGAGCUCAGCCAGCUCCGCCAGGAGAAUGAACUUCUGCAAAACAAGCUCCAUAAUGCUGUGCAAGCAAAGCAAAAGGAUAAACAGACAUUGGGACAGUUGGAAAAGCGUCUAAAGGCAGAGCAAGAGGCGCGAGCAGCAGCAGAGAGGCAGCUGGCAGAAGAGAAAAAGCGUAAGAAAUUGGAGGAGGCCACAGCAGCCAGGGCUGUAGCUCUGGCUGCCGCUUCCAGAGGGGAGUGUACAGAGUCUCUGAGGAGGAGGAUCUCUGAACUCGAGACUGAGUGUAAGAAACUUGCACUGGACAUAAAAGUCAAAGAGGAUCAGAUCCGUGACCUCGAGCUCAAAGUCCAGGAGCUGCAUAAAUAUAAGGAAAAUGAAAAGGACACAGAGGUGUUGAUGUCAGCCUUGUCAGCGAUGCAGGAUAAAACCCAGCACUUGGAGAACAGUCUGAGUGCUGAGACCAGGAUCAAGCUGGACCUCUUUUCUGCUCUCGGAGAUGCCAAGAGACAGCUGGAGAUCGCACAAGGUCAGAUCCUGCAGAAAGACCAAGAGAUAAAAGACCUGAAACAGAAGAUCGCCGAGGUGAUGGCUGUCAUGCCCAGUAUCGCUUAUUCAGCAGAUACCAGCAACAUGAACCCGGUCACCCCUCACUACUCCUCGAAGUUUAUGGACACCAGCCCCUCUGGCCUGGACCCCAACGCGUCCGUCUACCAGCCCCUCAAAAAAUGAAUGCGCGCUCCAGCUCACAACUCACCAUCCAUCUCUCUCUCUCUCUCUCUCUCUCUCUCUCUCUUCUCUCUCUCUUUCUCUCUCUUUCUCCCUCCCUCCCUCCCUCUCUUUCUUGCUCUCUCUUUUUCUCUGUGAUCAGUUUGUUUCUCUUCAUAGGCCCAGAUCUUCUUCAGCA